Aspergillus nidulans FGSC A4 is the source of this 267-nucleotide messenger RNA. RefSeq lists its product as uncharacterized. NCBI's taxonomy places the organism in Eukaryota, Fungi, Ascomycota, Eurotiomycetes, Eurotiales, Aspergillaceae. The coding region runs from base 1 to 267 and encodes 88 amino acids. The record is from RefSeq and is a predicted model, not a curated record. The transcript is spliced from 2 exons.
AUGUCCCCCGCAACAUCCUUUCCCGCGGUAAGCUGCAUCCUCAAUCCAAUCGAGAUGAAGAACAGACUGGCUACCGCUGCGCCCAAUCUCAGUUUUCGUGUCCCAAGCAGCAGUAGCCCGCUGAUAAGCGCGUCGAUCCACAGCGUGACUUUUGCAAUUGCCGACCCAUCGUCGGGCGAAUGGUACAUCGUACCCUUACAAGUACACUACAGGCAGUGGGCAACAUGGCCCUAUGUUCAAGUCUUUUACUGGCCAGUCAUAUUAUAG